AUGGCUGAGAAUCAGCGGACCCAGGAGGCCAGUGCAGGAGACACUCACUGCCCUAAAUCCAGCUCUGUUGGUUUUGAGGAUGACCAUGUUGAGACUGCACAAGAAAUACCAGUGCAUGAAGUGCCAAGAGAAUUAAGCUCUUUGUCCAUACAUGUCACAGACAGGAUUUUUUUUAUUUAUUUAGUCAAUAAUCAAUUGUGAACCGUCUCACCAGAGGUCCUGAAUCUAGAAUAUCUGGAAGAGCUGCAUAUGGAAAAGAACCAGGUUAUAAGCAUCCCCAGGAAGAUCAAUUAUCUGAGGCACAUGAAGAUCCUCUGCUUGGUUCAGAAUCACAUACAGGACAUAUGUGAAUAACUGGGGAGAGUGAAAUGUCUUCUGAACUUAGAUUUAAGUAAUAAUCCCUUCUCCUGUAGUUCGCUGCCAGUUGUCAGCAAGCUGCAGUCCCUUCGUCAGCUCAGGCUCUAUAAAACAAACUUGUGUGAAAUCCCAGUGCAGAUCUGUGGAUACCUCCAUCAUGUUAAAGUGCUUGGCCUUUCUGACAAUAAUCUCAAGUGCCUGCCUAAAGAAAUAGUGAACCUGACAAAACUCAAGGAAAUUUACCUCCAGAAAAAUAGAUUUGAAAGUUUUCCCAAGGAGCUUUGUCAUAUGCUAAUAGAUCUGGAACAAAAUCUCAUCAGUCUCAUCCCAGAAGAGGGAGGCUUUUUGACAAACUUAGUUAGGCUAUUUUUAGCUUUUAAUAACUUAUCAUCCAUUCCUCCUACACUGCAACACUGCCAGAAGCUGGCUGUGCUGGAUCUGUCUCAUAAUCUCCUGCAACUUCCCCCAUGUUUGAAGAAUCUCACUGAAAUGAGAGUACUCAGGCUGACUGCUGACAGCCUGGAUAAAUUCCAACACCAGAUCUGCUGCUGGCCAUCCCUUUCCCAUGUUUUUCUGAGGAACGUUGGAGUGCACACACGACCUGGGUCCUUCACCAGAUUAACCAGUGUCAGGAUACCACAUCUGAGUGAAAAUUGCUUUGGUGAUAUUCCUAAAGGAAUAUGCACUAUGAAAAAUCUGGAAGCAUUGGCCCUGGAUGACAAUCAGAUACAGGAGAUACCUGCAGAGGUGAAAGAACUGGCAACUUUGAAAUGCCUUAGCCUGUCUGAAAACCGAUUCAGUAUCUUUCCAAAGGAAAUCUUUCUCCUGGAGUCAUUGGAGAGAUUAUACUCUGGAAAAAAUAAAGGAAUUAAAUUCACAAGUCUGCCAGAAGACAUCACCAAAUUGCAAAAUCUGAAAGAACUGAAUAUGGAGAAUAAUUGUCUGGAGUACCCGCCCCCAGCCAUCAGCUCAUUGACCCUCUUGAAAAUACUUGACCGUCGCAACAAUCUCCUUAAACAGCUCCCAGACUCUGUAUGCCAAACGUAAGGUUUGCAAAAACUGCUCAUUCAGAAGAAUCACCUGUCCCAGCUGCCCGAAAAUUUGGACAAUCUUCAGCAGCUGGAGCUGGUCCUUGUGGAUGAGAACUCCAUGACAGAUCCCUUGACUGAAAUGUGCUGACAGAGGACAUCCUCCAUCUGGGAAAACAUACGGGAAAAAAGGCGUAUAAAGACCAUGAACUUAAAGGUAACCAGGUAA
Molecule: messenger RNA, 1614 nt
Organism: Cariama cristata (Red-legged seriema)
Lineage: Eukaryota; Metazoa; Chordata; Aves; Cariamiformes; Cariamidae
Gene: LRRIQ4
Product: leucine-rich repeats and IQ motif containing 4
Molecular function (GO): protein binding
Source: RefSeq, a predicted model, not a curated record